Messenger RNA from Porites lobata, 7634 nucleotides. The record is from the annotation of a GenBank genome assembly. Lineage: Eukaryota; Metazoa; Cnidaria; Anthozoa; Scleractinia; Poritidae.
AUGGGCUCAGAGGUUGACUGUUCUGGUGUUUCAAGAGCAGUAUGGCUCGUAAAGGUAAGGGAUUUAGUGGUUCCCCGACAUCUGAACUGAACAACUGUCUACUGGCAUGGACCGAACUGAAAUGUUUCAUUUUGUCAACCUCUAGCAGUUAAUUUGAGUUGUGAAUCACUGGUUGCUUACACAUCGUACGGUGAAUGAUAACAUUAAGAUAAAUAAUCUACAUAUUUUUCGGUUACAAACUCGCUAAAUCUAGCUGUUUUAUGCCAUUUUAUUAUUAGAGCGUUUUGAACCUCGGGAGUUCCUUACGUACAGCGGAUUAUCUUUCUUUAUUUCUAACAUGAAAUUUUAGCAAGCUAGUUUUCAGCGAGUUCCUGAGUUAUUCUAACGCCAAUCUCAGAUAUAGAAGCAGUAAACUAUUACGAAAUCAUUGACACGGGUAAGACUUCCCCAUAUAAAAAAAAAAUGCACUUUAUUUGUGUGUCAAUGUAUUUAGCACGUAAGUACUAAUUGGGGACCCCAUUUUUUACGUCUCCUAAUGGAGACUGGACCACCAUUUUAUGUGGUCAUCCGAGCCACGCGAAGGUCUAGCUGUUUGGACAAAGGAAGUACCUUCAUUUCUCAGUUAUUUUAAGACCCUGAGUAUUGGUCCGGCCCCGAGAAUCGAACCCGUGACCUCCUGCUCUGCAGUCAAGCGCUCUACCGACUGAGCUAAACCUGCCGUGGUAUAUAACCCCAUACAUUUGUUAUACAUACAUUUUUCUACCCUGUUCAUGUUGUACUUACUGUACUUUGUGGUAACUAGUUUACCUAAAGGGUAGAAAUGCUGCCGUAGGCAAGGAACAGUGAAGAAAUGAAAAAUUAAUUGUGAAGUAAUUAGUAGAAGGUUAUAUGAGGCUAAGAGGGCUAUGCAAAAUCUUUGUGGUGACCUAAAUUUGGAAAUUAUCUUUCUUUUAGUUUGUUUAAGGUGACUCCAAGUUAAUUAUGAGCCAAUUUAUAAUUAUUAUUUUUCUAACAUACUUGUGUCGCAUCAGAAGUGGCUGGAUAAUUCUUGAUUUUGGACAUGUAUAAGUUCAAUUAUUCUCGCUUUCAACUGAAUAACUGAAAUUUAUUUUGAAGCUUUGAUUUGGUGAUACGAUCAAAUUUUCUAACUGUGCUGUUCAGUUUUGCAAAUUGUCUUUCUGUUUGUAGAAAAAUUGAGCAAUCUCCACAAAACUUAAAAUUCUUGAGUUUAAGACUGUUUAUUUCAUCUGCCAAGUUUAAGGAAGUUUGUUCGACUGUGAUCUGUGCUACAAGAUAGGUUUGAGAAACGACAAUGAAAACACAACAUUAACUUGGCCUGGUAACCAUGUCACGAAUCAAAUGCCAAUUUUGGAGGGCAGUUAUGUUCAAUUAUUGAUCAAUAUGACACAUAAAUUUCAGGCUCGUAGCUCUAAUGCUGCUUGUGUGAUUUCCUCUUAGGUACAGAAGGAAAUUUGCAUGGAAAAUAAUAAAGGCUGUGGCUAUAUGGCCGGUAACCGAUCAAGAUUUUCAAAAUACUAAAUGACCGGCAGUCCAAUAUUUUUUUUAAUAAUUUUGACAAAUCUAAGAAUGCUAGCCAGACCAAACUAUCAUACAUUGAUUUAGAAAGGACUGAGAGACUUUGUUUCUAAUCAACAAAUGUUGUCAAAGUGUAAGUCUCUUCAAUUUUAAAAGAAAAAAAAAAUUCACUCAAAUAUGAGUGGAUUAGAUUCGGAACAUACGGUCUGCAUACCACUACUCUAACCACUAGAGUACCGUGGUUUCACUGCAAGAUUUUGAUUUUAUUCAAAUAUUAUAGUGAAAACCCCAACCCAAAAUAGAAGCUAACCAUUAACCCUUCUCACUAUUCUCAGGGCUUAACCCUAAUCAGUAUGGUUAGUGCUUAACCCUAAUUAGUAUUUUCAGUGCUUAACCCUAAUCAGUGUCGUCAGUGCUUAACCGUCAUAAUCACAAUAGUCAAAAUAUCGGACUGCUGGUCUUUUAGUGUUUUGUAAAUCUUGACCAGUUACUAGCCAUAUAGGCUACUUGCUCUAGUGAGGCUAUUUUUUUGUCCAUAUGUACACCAUUUUGCUGGUCUUGGGUGUGUUCUGUUUUCCAAAAACCAAUCCAAAUAUACUGAGGUUUUGAACUUUGCUUUCAUUCUUCUACUGAAUUCAUUAUGAAUACCUUUGGUUCUCGGUCGACAAGUGUCAGCCAUCUGCAAAAGUAUGCAUCACAUGCAAAGUUGUUUGUUUGCCAGUUAGACCUUUUGUUUCUAUAUGUACAUUGUACUUUAACGAGAUUGUAAAUUAUUGAAAUUGCAGUUGAAAAUCAGUGUGAGAAGAAAGCACAUGUAUGGUAAUCCACUGCGCAUUCUAAAUCUCCCAUUCCAGCAUAACCACAAAUCCUUGCGAGUCUACUGCACAUCCUAAAUCUUCAAUUCACACAUAACCACAAUUCCUUGCGAGUCCAUUGCGUAUCCUAAAUCUUUCAUUCGCGCAUAACCAUGAUUCCUUGCAUUUGGCAAGAAAAAGUGAUUGGAUGCCCCUAUAAUGUAAUUUUUUGCCGAUCAGAGAGCUGCCUUGUUCGCUUGCUUCAGGUUCACUCACUGCAGCAGCAAUGAAGAGGCCAGUGGCCUUGGACUGCCAUUCAACAGGACUUAGGGCCUGUUUACUUGAAGGUGGAGGACUUCAGGUAGGUGAGGCAACCGGCUUAGGUGGAGUAACCCACCUGUCCGUAUAAUCUCUCAUUGUAAUUUGAUCAUGUUUAUAUAAUAGGUGGGGUGACCCACUACAAGUAACCUCACCUAUCUGGCGUACCCAACCUCCCUGUAAUGUAAACAGGCCCUUAUUAGAUGCAUAUUGCUUGUAACAGAAAAUGAUUGCAUGUCAAUAUCAAUUCAAUUCAGAGCUGAUGGCAAGUUCCCCAGUAUGAUAAUUCAUCAGUGAACCAGAUGUUGAUCCUACUAGUUAAAUGGCUCUGGCUUAAUUUAGUCUUUUUAUGUCAUGGUUAUAACAGUACUAAAACAUGAAUUCCUACACAGGUUCCUAAAUAUCUCUCCAACAGUUGCAUGGAAAAUACAGAUGCUUCUGGAAUAGUUGGUUCUCUUCAGAUAACAAAGUAAGUCUUAUAAUGUGAAAUCUUUUGACUGUCCCCAAAUGUCCUAAAAAUUUCCAUAUUUUUCUCAGUGCUAAUGAGCAGAAGUAAAAAAUUUUAUGCACACAAACAGAUUCUCUCACAAGUAAAAGAAAUGGUCCUUAAAAAAGUGAAAGAAAACUUUCUGAUGGGUAAAAUAUUUUGAAGUUUUAUGGCUGAAUUAAACAUGUUUCAUGAUAGUUAUAUUCACCCAUCAAUAUAACCAGAAAGAUUAUCUUAAUAAUGGGCUUGGUAGCUCUGUAUCCUCUAAGUUUUACAAAUUAUAAUCUGCAACACGAAUUCUUUACUUUAACUUUGUCAACAGAAUCCUCAGAGGAAUGAGGUUGGUGCUUUUUACUGUGUAACGAGUGAUUGUGUUACAAAUAGUUAGGUGAGGCCUGGGACUCAUCUUGUGAAAAAUUAUGAGUCCCUGUCCAUAACAAAUAAGUCCCAGUUAAAAGAAACAAGGAGUCCGAAAUUGAAAAUGCUUGGGCCUUUAUGUAACCAGACAGUUAAUCUGGAGACAGAUGUCAAAACUCUCUAUUACAGUUUGCCGAAAUUAAAAUAUAGUCCUUCUAUAUAUUUAAAGCACAAAAAAGACUAAAAUAAAUAUGCAUCUUUAAGCAACAGCCACAGAAAUCACACGAACAGAAUAUUCUCUCAAAAAAUCUUCAAAUUGAUCGAUUGUUCUUUGUGUCCUAUGGGACGCAUGCCAUGAAUUAUUUUGCGUCUUUGGGGAUUUUUAUGCAUCAGGAAUGCAGGAUGGAGAGGUAACUAGCCCAUGAGGACAAGCCACCGGUCCAAAAAAAGAACAAAGUGUUUCGAAACGUACUACUGUUUGUAGCCUAUCCAAGGGGUUUAGAACUUUCAUAACUUUCACAAGAUUUUUUGCCUAAAGCUAAAAAGCUGUUGUUGUCAUCAUCAUUAUUCAGUAAGGAGAAGGGAGAAAUCUUUCAAGUCAUUUGCUUUAUACUAAGUGGGUCAAUGUUUGGCGAGAACAUUCACACAGAUUAACUGCUAGCUUCUGUGUUAGCAUGAACUUUCCUUUAUCUAUGUUCAAGGUCACAAUUAAAUUCAGGGCUGGGAAACAAAGGGAAUUGAGAAAUAAAUCCGUCAUUGUCAAGAAAUUUAACUUGAAUUUAAUUUUUGACCUAAAAUAUCAUUCUUUAAAUCAUGAUAAUUCACUUACUUUUGAUUUCAGUAGGUUGUAUUUAACCUAUCUGAUGUAUUAGCAAACAAAGAAGACAAAGAUCAAGAUAUCAAAGUUCCAAGGGAUUACAAAAUGGUUUUGUCUAAAGUUGAGAAGUCCAUGGGAAUGUUUUCUGAAGGCUCACCAGGUAUUUUAAUAUUAUAUCUUCACAGAGAAAGAACCUGUAUUCCAUAAAAAAUAAUAAUAACAAUAAUAAACAACAGUGAGAAAAAAUGUUUUGAUGGAUAGAUGAGAUGGUUCUGGUUAAGAAUACUCAACAGCAUAAGUGUGUAUUCCUUGAAUUUGCUGUGUCUUAAGAUCAUUCAAAGGUGUUUUCUUUUUCCUCAACUGUAGCUUCUGCAACUGAAGAGGAAGAAAAGGGUGAUAAAUUAUGUGAGUUCUUGUUCAUUAAUCUGAUAGUGGUUUGGAAGAUGCUUUCAAUUUUAAUUUUGCAGAAAUUCCUUUGAGUUUUACUCAUUUUCUGUCUUUAUUUGUGCAUUCCGCUGUUGUCAUUUGCUCCAUUCUCAAUUAUGACUGAUUUUAUUAUUCAUUACUGUAGAGGGGUUAGGGGGUAUAUUAUACCACAUGUACAAGUUAACACUAGUUGUACAUAGUAACAAACUACUCUAAUAUCAUAAUAUUAUUUUGUAGUAUUUAUAGCUAAGCUGAGUUUCUGUUUUCAGCUCAACUAACUAUUGAAGGAGUCGUUGUUCAAUAAGCAGACAGUCAUCCAGUUCAACCAAAUGCUGAUUAUUUAUUGCUUAAAAAGUAAGUAAAGCGACUAUUAGCAUUGCAGAGGUGGAUCCAGGGGGAGGGUCGAGGGGGUUGCAACCCCCUAUGUCUAUCUCUUUGCCUAUGUCUAUCUCUUUUUCGUACAAAAAAUAAUAUUAUAAGUUAUAAUAUAAGUUCCAGUCCCAUCGAUCGUUACAAGAAGACUGUAGCUAUUCCUCUUCUUGACUCCUUGAUCUUCCUCGGAAAAUCGAUCCUGUAUUUGGAUAUUAUCCAAAUGCAGGAUCGAUUUUCCUAGGAAGAUUGCUACGCCUGCCAUCUGCUUUGUCUCGUGCCAUCGAUUAUAGCAAAUAAGGAACUGCAACUGGAUCGGAUAUGAAGUAAAAGGCAUGCUGUUCUGGGAGAAAAACAUUCCAUUUCUCAAAUCCCUUGGAAAUGAGGUAGGUAGAUGGAAACACUCUGGCAGUCAAAAGAUAGGGAGCUCCCAAAUAACCUUGUUUGCGAUGAAGAUGCUUUUCCAAACAUCUAUUGCCUUCGGGUCGCUGCCCUCACCCGACGGAUCACAAGCGCAGAAGCUGAGCGAUAUUUUUUUACUGAUGAAAUGAAUCUAGGUCAACCAUGGAGUGAUUCUCUGAUCUCGCAGUGAUUGCCAUGCACUAUUCCGAGAGCUGGGGAUUCAAGGUAAAUGAGAUAUGCGAAGCAUUUGUAAAGGCUCAUCCAAGAAGGCUCUUUCAAGCCAGUCUGUUUGAUUUAAUAGGCAGGUAAAAAAAGAGACAAACAACUAUCGUUGGUGCACUGUACUCUUAGUCCUUAAUAAUUGUGUCAAUAACAAAAUGCUUGAAUCUGAUUGGUUUUUGACAGCCAGUUUUUAUAGCUUAAUUUUGCUACUGUAACUCAAAUCAGACAGUUAAAGAACCAAUGAAAAUAAAGUAGUAAAUGCCACUAGCCAAUGAAAUUUAACCACAUGGCACAUGAUAACCUAUCAAAAUCAAAGAAAAAAUACUGACCAGUCAAGCUGUCCAGCUUCAACUGGAAAAAAACAAUGAAUGACACUAACUGGUCCAGUGACUCUUAUGUACAUGAAUAAAAUAAUAUUCCAAGCAUGAGAUUCUCGCAUUUUGUUAUUGACACAAUUAAUCGGUGAUAGGAUUAAAGGUAAUACAGAGGUAAUCAGGCUCGUGAUUUGGAAUUACUCGGUGAUUACUCACUGAAUUGUACUCCAGUCUGUCCUAUUACCAUUACUAACAGUGCCUAAAAAUUCCUCUGACAUCAAAAUGAAAGAAAAAUCUAUAUAUUUAAACAUACCCCUAAUCCUCCCCACCCUCCCCCUCCCCCAUUUCCUUUGCCCUGGGAUGUUUGCCUUCCUCCCAAACUUACAACCCCCUCUUUGUAGAAAUCCUGGAUCCGCCUCUGCAUUGCCUUUCUUUCUGCUCUGAGAUAAUUGAAGUGUGCGUGCGAGCAUGGACAAUACAGGAAGUGGCUACAAGCUGGCAUUUUUUGUUAUCUUAUUUUCAAUCACAGUGAUGUAAAGACCAGGGUCAUUACCUGAUUUAAAAGCAAUGGCGAAGAGUACUUAUUGAGAUUAUUUCAUUGAUAUUCAAGACAUCUCCUCUCCAACUAGACUUCUUUAUUUACUUACUUGAUUUACUUGACAAAAUGUGGCAAACUUGAAAAAUUGCUUGUCAUUUGUCUUUCUUUAUAAAUCAAAAGUAUCAAACUUUGUAUUAAAGUUGUUAAAUUAUUAUAAAAUCAACUCAGUUGAAUGCCUUGAAAAGUGGGGAGGGACAGGGGGCGGGAGCCCAGGAAAACAGGGGGCAGGAGGGUACAGGAGUCGGGAGAAGAAAGGACGGGAAGCUGGAUCUCUACGAUGGCAGGAAGCAGGAGAGAACUUCAAAAAGGCAAGAUUUCAUUAUUGGUUACUGCUUAUCAUCCAGUCAAAGAAACGAACCCAACAACGUUUUUUGACUUCCAUUAAACGUUCUCUGAGGCUUAAAGCAAAGUUUUGUCUGCAAAAAAGUCAAAAAACAAAAAUUCGUACUCGGGAUAAAAAGAAAAAAACAGCAUUACUUCAGUUGAAAUUGGAAACUUUUCCAAGUUGCUUACAUCAUAGGUCAUGAAUGAGAUGGAAUGACACAUGUGCAAGUGUGUUGACUGUGUCAGUUGUGUCAGUGUCUCCUCUGUCUCGCUAAAGGGCGGGAGUGGGGAGAGAAAUGGACAAAAAGGUAUGGGAGGCAGAAAAAUGGGGUAUGGGAAGCUUGAGGUUGUGACCACCCUCUCCCUCCCUCCCCUCCCACUGAAAACUGUGGCAACAAUUCUCUUUCAGAAUUUCAUUUGGGUUGCUACAUCUCCCUCCAAACUGGAAACUAUGUUAUGUUCAUGCAAUAGCAAGUAUUUCUGAAACUAGUUCUUAUUGAAAGAACUGCACUGAAGAGUUUCAAAAUUGACAACUGUGCAUAGUUUGUGACAAUAUUUUUUCCUUUGUAUUGACAGGGGGACAAUUUUAAACUCAAGUAUGUCUGGACAGAAAGCCAACCAAGUUGAUCGUGUGAUUAAGUACAGGCCAGUGAGAGACCAUGAGAUGAAU